Thalassophryne amazonica is the source of this 4993-nucleotide messenger RNA. It is a transcript of the gene jak1, whose product is annotated as Janus kinase 1. Gene Ontology annotation, molecular function: ATP binding; cytokine receptor binding; non-membrane spanning protein tyrosine kinase activity. Lineage: Eukaryota; Metazoa; Chordata; Actinopteri; Batrachoidiformes; Batrachoididae. Gene Ontology annotation, biological process: cell differentiation; cytokine-mediated signaling pathway; cell surface receptor signaling pathway via JAK-STAT. The record is from RefSeq and is a predicted model, not a curated record. The transcript is spliced from 25 exons. Gene Ontology annotation, cellular component: cytosol; cytoskeleton; membrane. The coding region runs from base 255 to 3773 and encodes 1172 amino acids.
GAGACGUAAUUUGUCAUUACCAAGGGUUGUUAGAGCUGCAUUAUUGGUGGUUGUGUCAAAACGUCAAGAAAUUGCCUUUAAUUCGUAAUUUGGAGGACACUGCGCAUUUUCUGUUGAUGUUUUGACGUCGAAUAUCAGAAAAGGAUCAUUUACAUCCUCCGGAAAGAGUUUGAACUCGGACAAGGACGCCGAUGUACUAAAAACGAAAAGGAAGUAAAUUUGCCAGUUGUCUGGCGACGCUUGUUCGUGUCUGAAUGCCAAAUCUUUUGGUCAUGGAGCUUGGCAGGCAACUCUGCGGAAAGAUUAAGCGGCCCAGCAGGAGGACUCCAGUGUCCUCUGCCCCUUCAUCUUUUCAGGGCCUGGAGAUCCACUUUUACCUGCCGGAUAUCCACAAACUCAGUUACAAAGAAGGAUGCUACACUGCUGAGAACCUCUGCGUGGAAUCUGCUGUCAGAUGCAAUAUUACACCCUUGUGCCAUAACCUGUUUGCCCUGUACAAUGAGAAAGCGGGCUUGUGGUAUCCCCCUAACCAUGAGUUCAAGGUCACGGAUGAGACGAGUAUCAAACUGCACUAUCGCAUGAGAUUUUAUUUCAGAAAUUGGCAUGGCACCACUGAAGGAGAGUCUCCUGUUUGGAGACACUGUAUCAGCAGGCUCAAAGGAGGUUUUGAAACACAGAAAAUAUCUGAAGGAACGCCCUUGCUGGACGCAGGCUCCCUGGAAUACUUGUUUGCUCAGGGCCAGCAUGACUUUCACACAGGUGUGGUUCAUCUGAGGAAGCAUGAGUCCGAGGCAGAGCAGCACGAGAUCGAAAACGAAUGUUUAGGCAUGGCCGUGCUGGCUAUCACUCACUUAGACAUGUACAACAGUGAAACUGCUUCCCUUGAGAUCAGCAGCUACAAAAAUUUCAUCCCGGAGUCACUGAACCGCAGCAUAAAGCAGCGCAACUUUCUAACACGUAUUCGCAUCAACAAUGUGUUCAAAAAAUUCCUCAGAGAAUUCAAGUACCGCACAAUCAAAGACAGUAGCAUCACACACCACGACCUGAAGAUCAAGUACCUUUCCACAUUGGAGAGCCUCACCAGUGGAUUAGGCAGUGAGGUGCUGGAACCCGUCUCAGUUAGUGUAAUGCCAGAAGGAGAGUUCUACAGUGGCGGCCACUAUGGGUCCUACCACCAGGGAAAAGGGCAGACUCAAACCAUGGAGACAAGCUAUGACACGCAGGUGCUGGUUAGUGGUACCACCGGCAUUUCCACGAGGAAAAAGCCUGUUACGAGUCCUUUGACCUCCAAAGAGAGAGGCAAGUCAAAGAAGAGCAAAGUGGAAGGAAAACAAAAAAAUGCCAAAAAGAAGGAGGCAAAUGAUGGCUGGGUGGUUUUCUGUGACUUUCAUGAGAUCACACACGCCGUCAUCAAAGAGUCAACAGUCAUCAUCUACAGACAGGACAACAAGAAGAUGGAGAUGCAAAUGCCUUCCAGGGCUGAGGCUCUGUCCUUAGCAGCCCUCGUGGAUGGGUACUUCAGGCUGACAGUGGACGCCCACCACUUUCUGUGCAAGGAGGUUGCCCCAGCCUCGGUGGUGCACAAUAUUGACAAUGGAUGCCAUGGGCCCAUCUGUACGGAGUAUGCCUUGCAUAAGUUGCGUCAGGAAGGCAAUGAGGAGGGCACUUACAUCCUGCGCUGGAGCUGCACUCAGUACGACUACAUCAUCAUCACUGUGGUCUGCAGCGAGCUUAAUCUUAAAGACACUCGUCCCAUGCGCCAACAUAAGAACUUUCAGAUUAAGGUGGUUCCUGAUGGUUUCCAACUGGACGGCACUGAAACAUCGCGGCCCACACUGAGGGAACUUGUGGAGCACUUGGAAAGUCAGAGUCUUCGCAGCGAUAACCUUUGCUUCCAGAUGACCCGCUGCUGCCCUCCACAGCCAAGAGAGAUUUCUAAUCUGCUGAUCGUGACGAAAGAACGAGCACCAACCCCACAUUCAUCCAUUGAAGACACCCAGCUGAGCUUCCAUCGUAUUCUGAAGGAGGAUAUCGAACAGGUGGAACACCUUGGUCGUGGUACAAGAACUAACAUCUACUCGGGCACACUGAGGGUGAAGAAUGAGGAGGAGGAUGAUUUAGGUUACUCGUCCUUCCAGGAAGUCAAGGUGGUUCUGAAAGUGCUGGGUUCUGGACAGAGGGACAUCUCUUUGGCUUUCUUUGAGACGGCCAGCAUGAUGCGUCAGGUGUCCCACAAACACAUUGUACUGCUGUACGGAGUGUGUGUCCGCCACCAGGAGAAUAUUAUGGUGGAAGAGUUUGUCCAACAUGGACCACUGGACGUGUUCAUGAGGAGACAGCAGAACUUGCUCAGCACACCAUGGAAGUUCCAGGUUGCCAAGCAGCUCGCCUCAGCGCUCAGCUAUUUGGAGGACAAAAAGCUGGUUCAUGGUUUUGUUUGUGCCAAGAACAUCCUGUUGGCCCGGGAUGGACUUGGCGACGAUGAAGGAGGGCCCUUCAUCAAACUCAGCGAUCCAGGAAUCCCAAUCACAGUGCUCACCAGAGAGGAGUGCGUGCAUCGUAUCCCCUGGAUCGCUCCGGAGUGUGUGAAGAACGUCGCUUCUGUGAGCGUUGCAGCUGAUAAGUGGGGAUUCGGUACCACCCUAUGGGAGAUCUGUUAUGAUGGAGAGAUCCCACUAAAAGACAAGAAGCUGACAGAGAAAGAGCGGUUCUACGAAACGGAGUACCAGCUGCCCACACCAGACUGUAGGGAGCUGGCUAAACUGAUGACCAGCUGCAUGAACUACGACUUCAAGAUGAGACCGUUUUUCAGGGCAAUCGUCAGAGACAUGCCUGAAGGAAUGAACAUAUCUUUCAAGCACCAGAUGACACAGCCAGUGGAUCCAACAGUGUUUGAAAAGAGAUUCCUCAAGAAAAUCAGAGACUUGGGAGAAGGUCACUUCGGUAAGGUGGAGCUAUGCCGCUACGAUCCUCGAGGCGAUAAAACAGGUGAGCUGGUGGCAGUAAAGUCGCUGAAACCUGAGAAUCGAGAGGAGCAGGGCAGCAACCUCACGUGUGAAAUCGACAUCCUGAAAGCGCUGUACCAUGAAAAUAUUGUCAAAUACAAGGGUAUCUGCCAAGAGGAAGGUGGCCAGGCUGUAAAGCUCAUCAUGGAGUACCUCCCAUUAGGCAGUUUAAAGGAGUACCUGCCCAGGAAGAAAAAUAAGAUCAGUCUCAACACCUUGCUCAGCUACUCCAUCCAGAUAUGUCAGGGAAUGGACUAUCUUGGAUCUCAAAAUUACAUCCACCGGGACCUGGCUGCCAGAAACGUGCUCUUGGAGAAUGAGGACACUGUGAAGAUCGGAGAUUUUGGCCUCACGAAGAGCAUCAAGAACAACGAGGGCUACUACACUGUGAAAGAUGACCAUGUCAGUCCCGUUUUCUGGUAUGCCCCAGAGUGUCUGACCUUUUGUAAGUUCUACAUUGCGUCUGACGUGUGGUCGUUUGGCGUGACCAUGUAUGAACUCAUCACCUACUGUGAUCUAGACAACAAUCCGAUGACGCUGUUCCUUGGGAUGAUUGGUCAAACCCACGGUCAGAUGACGGUCCUGCGAUUGGUGAAAGUGCUGUCAGAAGGGAGGAGGUUGCCACGCCCCAGUAGCUGUCCUGAGCCAGUGUACGAGCUGAUGCGGCGGUGCUGGGAGGACGCGCCUGAAAAGAGGAUCUCCUUUGAGCAGCUGAUCAAGGAGUUGACCGCCAUGCAGCAGCAGCUCCAACCACAAAACAACCUUUAAGCUUCUGCCCGUUUCAGGCUGCGGGACUCGAAACACCAACGACUCAUCAGCAUCUGCAGCUUCAGUAUUACUUGUGACACCGUAUGUGCUCCACACUUUUUUUGUCAUCCUAGUCCACUAUAUUUGUAGUCCAUAUUUUUUAACAUUUUAUUAUUUCACAUCAUAAUUUUACUUUUCUAGAGUAUAUUACUCUAUUCUACGCAAUGUAAACAAAAGUGCGUGGAAAAUCAUCUAGCUGCAGGCUGAGCUAAUUAUGACAUUACUGUUAGCCGCGCGUGCUGUCAGAAACGUGCACAUUUUGAGCCCAUGUGGACGCAUUCCUAACGAUGCCGCGCCAUUUAACCUCUUCACGGUUACACAGCUGUAAAAGCCCCAAUGAUUGUUGAGAAGCGCCAGGCUCAUUAACGCUAAGAGGGGGGGAAUGGUUUUAGCAUUUUGUGCCACGGAUCAGAAAACGUCAGAUUCAAUGAAAUGAACAAAUGCACUCAGUGAAACUUUGAUUUAGCUGCAGUAAAUGUCAGCCAGUAAUGUUUAGCGUCUAAAUGUCAGCUUUCCUCAACCGCAUACAGCGCGAUUCGGAAAGAAUGGAAUCGUCUGCAUUUUGUUUUUGUUGCUUCUUAAUAACAAUAUUUCCAAUAUGAGCUGAACCCUCUGUUUGUUACAGUGAAUUAGUGCCACAAAGCCUUUUAUGUGUUGGUUGUCGUUCAGUCAGUGAGGAGAGAUGAGUAAAUACCAGUGACGGGCACUUGGGGGCAGUAGAACUGCUUUUAUCCUCAUUUACCACAUUGUAGCCUCAGAAAUAUUGUAAGGGCCAGAUUGAAGAGGGAUACGAAGGGAUGAGAAAUGGCUUCUUUUUUAAUUUCAGAAUUUGAUUUUGUAUGUAACAUUUUAAUUCUCAUUUACUGUAUGUAUGAUACUUUAUAUGUGCUGUUGUGGUUUGAGCAGAAGUUUUUUCUCUUACUCAACUUAAAUAUAAGAUCUAUGAACCGUGUAUUAGUAUCUUACUCAUUUAAACAGUGAUCAUGUAUAUUGCUGUGAAUGUUGAAAAAAACGAACAGAAAAGGGACAUUUUUGCGUCAACAUUUUAUUGAGGAAUGUAAGACAAUUCCUUCUGCUCAAAAUAACAAAUGAUUAUAUAUUUUUCCAAAAAUAAAGAAACGUAUGACUUAUAGGAAGUUCGUCCAUAAAUACAAUGAGAAAAAUAAAUAAAAAUCACUGUU